Messenger RNA from Culex quinquefasciatus (southern house mosquito), 1355 nucleotides. RefSeq names its product chitin deacetylase 8 (gene Cda9). The record is from RefSeq and is a predicted model, not a curated record. Gene Ontology annotation, molecular function: hydrolase activity, acting on carbon-nitrogen (but not peptide) bonds. Gene Ontology annotation, biological process: carbohydrate metabolic process. Bases 29 to 1204 code for a protein of 391 amino acids. The transcript is spliced from 3 exons. NCBI's taxonomy places the organism in Eukaryota, Metazoa, Arthropoda, Insecta, Diptera, Culicidae.
UUUAUCACCGGACAUAGUUAGUUUCAUAAUGUGCUUCAGAAAGUUGUGCUAUUUUUUGCUUCUGCUGCUAAUUGCACUCGGAAUUAGAUCAACCAGUGCCGUCCAAUGUAACGCCAACUGUAAACCACCAAACUGCCGUUGUUCCUCAACGGAAAUUCCGGGAGGGUUGGCGCCAAAGGACACCCCUCAGUUCGUGCUGCUUACGUUUGACGAUGCGGUCACCGUGCAUAACGUUCCGUACUACCGGGAGGCUUUCACCGGCCGGACAAACAACGACUCCUGUCCGGUGGCGGCGACCUUUUUCGUGUCCCACGAGUACACCGAUUACAGUUUGGUUCAUGAGUUGUACUCGGCCGGGCACGAGAUCGCGUUGCAUUCGAUUUCGCACAGCUCAAACACCCAGUACUGGCGGGAUGCGUCGGUGGCCCAGUUGGCCGACGAGUUUGGUGGGGAACGGACCAUGAUGGAGAAGUUUGCCAAGAUUCCCGGAGGGCACGUGCAGGGACUGAGGAUGCCCUUUCUGCAAAUGGCCGGCAACAACUCGUUCCAGAUGAUGAAGGACAGCGGGUUUACGUACGAUUGCUCGAUGCCAACGAGGGCGCACGUGUCUCCGGGAAUGUGGCCGUACACGUUGGACUACGAGAGUAGUCAGGAUUGUGUCAUUGGGUCUUGCCCGACGGGAAGCUUCCCGGGCGUCUGGGUUAUCCCGAUGAUUACGUGGACCACCAAGGAUGGGUUUCCCUGUGCCAUGGUAGACACAUGUCUUGGAAUGCCAAAUUCAACCCAAGAAUUGUUCGAGUACUUCAAGAGCAACUUUGAGCAAACGUAUCUAACAAACAAAGCUCCCUUCGGGUUUUACGUCCAUGCGGCCUGGUUCGACGUAAGUCCCGUCCACUUUGAAGCGUACAAAAUGUUCUUGGACUAUCUGCAGAACCUUCAAGAUGUCUACAUGGUCAGCGGAUCGACGGUGAUUGACUGGGUCCGCAGUCCCGUUCCGCUGUCUCAGAUGAAUUCAAAGUGCCGGAAACCAGCGGUCCCCACCUGUCGGCCCGUGUCCUGUGAGUUGUGCAAAAAGGAGGACAACAACUUCACCACCAGGUGGGCCAAAUUUUGCGACGUUCCGUGCCCGGGCUCGUACCCUUGGCUGCAGAACCACCUGGGGACGGAGAGUUACGGCGAUGGGUGCAAGAAGGCGUGGCUGUGAGGGUGUUCGAGGAAGAUAAGCUUGUUGAGGUAUUUGUUUGCCACUUGAAACAUCAGUGACAAUUGUAGUGUGUGAGCUUGUUCUUGAACGAUGUGUUAAUUUUAAUGUCUGAUUUUGUGGAUUUUGCAGAAAUAAAAUGGUUUUUUGUUUA